Molecule: messenger RNA, 1773 nt
Organism: Melanotaenia boesemani (Boeseman's rainbowfish)
Lineage: Eukaryota; Metazoa; Chordata; Actinopteri; Atheriniformes; Melanotaeniidae
Product: retinol dehydrogenase 13-like
Exons: 7
Coding region: 142-1131 (329 amino acids)
Source: RefSeq, a predicted model, not a curated record
UGAACGUGAGUAGAGUCUUUGAAGGUUUUCCUGUCGUCGGUUUGCAGAAAACUAGCAGAUGCACAGUUCACUUGGGCGUACCUGUGGUUGGACUAAUACGAGCAGUGUUGUCAUCUGUAGGCGUUUAGAGUCCGUGAAAUAAUGCAGACCCUCACUGUUACAAGGUCAUUCUUUUCCCAGUACCCUAAAACUAUUGCUGUGGUCACACUAACAGGAAUGGGACUUUUUGGUUUGAAGACAUGGUUUGCAGGUGGUGUGUGUCGCAGCAAAGCCCGGUUAGAUGGAAAGACAGUACUGAUCACCGGCGCCAACACAGGGAUUGGCAAAGAAACCGCUGUUGACCUGGCUAAAAGAGGGGCAAGGGUAAUUCUGGCCUGCCGAGACAUGGACAGAGCUAACGAAGCUGCAAAAGAUGUGAGGAAGAGGAGCGGAAAUUACAAUGUAAUUGUCAAAAAGUUGGACCUGGCUUCUCUGGAGUCGGUGCGCCAACUUGCCAAAGAUGUCCUAGCAAGUGAAGAGCGGCUGGAUGUUCUCAUCAAUAAUGCAGGUAUAAUGAGCUGCCCACAGUGGAAAACUGAGGACGGCUUUGAGAUGCAGUUUGGUGUAAACCACCUGGGCCACUUCCUUUUAACAAACUGUCUGUUGGAUCUGUUGGAGAAGUCAGCACCGAGCCGGAUUGUCAAUGUCUCCAGUUUAGCACAUGAAAGAGGUCAGAUCUAUUAUGAUGAUAUUAAUCAGGAGAACGAUUACCACCCCUGGAAAAGCUACGGUCAAAGCAAACUAGCCAAUGUCCUCUUUACAAGGGAGCUGGCCAAUAGGCUGCAAGGAACUGGAGUUACUACAUACAGCCUCCACCCUGGAAUAAUCCGGACUGAGCUUGCCCGACACUUCUGGCCAGCUAUUCCCCUGUGGAAGAGAGUUAUGUACACACCAAUCGUUUUCCUCAUCAAGUCUCCAACAGCGGGGGCACAGACCACCAUCUACUGUGCUGUGGAUGAAAGCCUGCAGAAUGAGAGUGGACUCUACUACAGUGACUGCGCCCGAAAAGCUGUCGCCCCUCAGGCACAGGAUGAUGAAGACGCCAAAAAGCUGUGGGAUCUGAGUGCCUCUAUGGUCGGUCUGACACAAUGAUAUUGAUGAUGAUGAUGACGAUUGCCGUCAUCACAGUACCAAAGCAUCGCCAAGCAGCCCGAGGAUGUACAGGUGCUCCUUCCAGUGAGCAUCUGUGUGCCUGUUAGCGGUUGAACACCAACCGAUUGAGACAAAUGAGUUAACAAGCAAAACCCAGGAACUAAUAGACAUUUAUUUAUAAUGUACAGCAAAUUACUUGGAAAAAUAUUAUGGAUUAAAUUAAAUUUAAUUAAAUUAAUUUUAUUUUAGACAGAAGGACUGCUUCACAGAUAAGUUACGUGGAAGCUGUACGAUUUUCAGAUUAGAAAUGACUAAUUGACUUGUUUCACCAAUGUCUGCAUUGACUGAGGGCUUACAUGGUAUUAGGUCUUACUUGGAAUAAACAGAUAAGAAUUACUGGUGCUUGAAAUGUGCUUUUUAACAUGGUUAGUAGUGACAUUUUAUUUAUUUUUUAACCCUCUUUUAAAGUGCUAUUAAACAUAGCCCACUGUUUUACCUGUUAUUAAGACUUAAUGUCGAUUCACAUCAUGUGUCUUCAUCAUGAAUCUUUAUUUUAUGUCAGACCAGCAACAUUAAAAUGAAACAUAUGCUGAUUACAUCAACAUCAAUCAAAAUGGCAUUGAUACAACAAAUGUAUAUAUU